Molecule: messenger RNA, 546 nt
Organism: Necator americanus (New World hookworm)
Lineage: Eukaryota; Metazoa; Nematoda; Chromadorea; Rhabditida; Ancylostomatidae
Exons: 4
Coding region: 1-546 (181 amino acids)
Source: RefSeq, a predicted model, not a curated record
AUGCUUUUGUGGCUGCUCAUACCAAUCCCGCAAGCUGCUGCUCGUCCUAUUGUACUUGUACCUGUUGCUUUUAACUCUACGAAUCCGUUUGAUUCAGAACAUGAAUCAAGGAAUUCAUCGUUCUCUGGAGAAGCCGACAUUAAGAGAAAUGCGACAAAACUUAUUGAUCCUUCUAUACUCAUCACAUUGCGGGAGAACGAUUGGAGGGAUAAUCAUCACGAUAAGAAGAUAAUCUGGUCUAUAGAAUCGAAGCAUCAUCCUGGCCACGGUAAAAAAUCUUCGAAAGGAAAAUCAGAACGGAUGUCUGUUAGGUCACAAGUGACGUCCUUUUUGAUACUGGGAUCAGUGGUUGGCUUUAUUAUUUAUACGUACCUAUCGCAUGUUAUCACGAUGAGGAGGAUUGAUCGGCAGCUGAAAGCUGCUCAACUAAGAGAACUUGUGCAAAGAUCUGCAAUUAUUAUGGCGAGUUCUGCUCAGCAAAAUCAGCUCAACCUCCAGGAACGGAGACAUUCUCUCAUCAAUAUGUUUAAAGGCUUCAAAUUAUGA